ACGAAACACUUAACUCAACACUUACAACGUAAUACACAGAGACAUAACCACAAUGCGUGGAAUCCUUAAUUGGAUGUGUGGAUGUCCAAACGGUUAUACUAAUCGCAUGGCUCCGUAUCUAUCACAGAUCUCCAGAUGUUUGAGUUAUCACGCUCCCAUUUGUCGGCCGAGUAGUUUGCUACGCAAGCAAAUAUGUUCAGAAUCCAGGCCAUCAUCCUCAGGAAGUGGAGUGUACUGCCCGCUAUGGCAGACGAUAACCCCAACGCCCCAGACACCCAAUAUAAUACGGAUUCAGAUGUACUCGCAGAAUCCAGCCAAUGUUUUCACUAUUAAUACCAACGUGAACAUGCUCAGGAAAAGGAUUAGUUUCUCGGGAGUAGCCCCUGGAAGCAUUGGUGAUGUAAAUGCAGAGGGUAAUGUCAUCCCAGUGGGUCUAAUAACACCAGAAACCCAAGACGGUAAGCAGCUAAAGAUUGUUAUUGUGCCAUUAGAUUUGGCUGGUAUGGAUGGCGCUGCAUUGAAGAAUACUUUAGAAUCUAUCAAUCAUCUAAGGAAAUACGCCCAUCAGAUCGAUGCAUUUGCCACCAGCAUGAUUGAAGAUUAUCAUGCAUUAAGGAAUGAGUCGGAAGGUCAGACUGAACAAAGAAAGCAUGAAGAAACUGUAGCCGAGGAGCAGCAACAGUUUCCCAGUAUGGAUAAUCUCGGUGUUUGGGAAAACUAUACCACAGUUCCAACUGUGCCAUCAAUGGAUGUAAACGCAAUGGGUACAGCAGCCAAUCAAUCCAUUGCUCAACAAAAUCAAGCGACCGCUGCAGCCAGUUGCCAGAUUAGCCCGGAACAUGUGUCUGCCAUCCCAGCCCCAGCUACUGCUCCAAUUGUGGCCGUGCCAUCUGCUGCUGCUGUUCCUGCCAUUGCUCCGUUGACAGUGCCUCAGGCUGAACCCAAAAUAAUGCCACCAAGUGAUACAACACCCAGUCCAAUGAACGCUCAAGCCCUACCAUUGGAAGCGGAGGGUAAUUGUCAGGUCGAGGAGGUAGUUCUAACUGUACCCGAAGGCCUUAGCGAUCGUCUUAACGAAAUGGCCAUCUCAUCGAUGCAACUAUCAUUCGAAAUGGAUAUGACAAACGUCCGUGAUGCCAUCAUAAAUGGUCCUGCCGGUGUCAAGGAUCUGUCUGAACAGAAGGGACUAGACGAAGCAGUGCUUACCAUGGAAACAAAAGUGGAGCUUGACACUGAAGCCGAACCAGAGUGCGCGGUUCCAUUGCAAUUUCAAGCUCAAAUCCGUGGCAUUGUUCAAAUCGAUGCAAGUAAGUUGGAUUUGAGCCAACUAACAGAAGAAGGAUUGCCUGAAUAUAAUGAUACGAUGACAGCCAUAGCAGCCAACUUAUGCAGCACGGCCCUCAAGACAAGUUUCCCUUCUCAAAACGGAAUAGCCGAUACCUUGGAGUACACCGAUCAGCAACUAGCCGAGAUGUCUGAGGAUCAAUUGGCCGAACUAAAAGCAAAAUAUGCAGAAAGCAUUGCGGCCCUAGAGGCUACCCCAGCAGAAGUAUUUACCAGAUGCGAAGUGGGUCAACCGAUUUCAGCGAAAGCUCGCAUGGCUCUCAAGCGCCACCAGGCUAGAAAGCGGAUGAGUAUGGAACAGUCCCGUCCCAAGUUUAACGAAACGUCGCUGGCAUUGCCACGGGAAGAGACUACAGCGCGACCUUUGGUGGCUCCCGGUGUGUGGGACGAUGAUUUUCAAGGACCACAACUUCGGGAUGGCUGCAAGAAUCCCAUCAUCAAACCAAAGAAGAAGUGUCCAAAGAAGUGUCCCCUCGAUGAUCCCUGCAAGGAAGAUCCUUGUAAACGACCACAAAAGAAAGGUGACAAGAAAAAAGUCAAGAAAGCUUCGAAAACUACAGAAAUAACCGCAAGCGCGAAAAAGUGUGGAUCAAAAGAUGCCAAGGGCGGAGCCGAUAGCAAAAAAUCUUCAAGCGGCAAAGGUGGAAAAGGUGCCGGAAAAGAUGGUGGCAAAGACGGAAAAGAUGGCGGCAAGGAUCCCUGUGCCAUGUUCAAAAAAGGAGGCAAAGAUGGCAAGGACGGUAAAGAUGGCGGAAAGGAUGGCAAGAAGGACGAUCCUUGUGCCAAAUUCAAGAAAGGAGGCAAAGACGGUAAAGAUGGCGGAAAGGAUGGCAAGAAGGACGACCCUUGUGCCAAAUUCAAGAAGGGAGGCAAAGACGGUAAGGAUGGUAAAGAUGGCGGAAAGGAUGGUAAGAAAGAUCCUUGUGCCAAAUUCAAGAAAGGAGGCAAAGAUGGUAAAGAUGGUAAAGAUGGCAAAGAUGGCGGAAAAGAUGGCAAGAAAGAUCCUUGUGCCAAAUUCAAGAAAGGAAGCAAAGAUGGUAAAGAUGGCAAAGAUGGUGGAAAAGAUGGCAAGAAAGAUCCAUGUGCCAAAUUUAAGAAAGGAGGCAAAGGUGGUAAAGAUGGGAAAGAUGGCGGAAAGGAUGGCAAGAAGGACGAUCCUUGUGCCAAAUUCAAGAAGGGAGGUAAAGACGGUAAGGAUGGUAAAGAUGGCGGAAAGGAUGGCAAGAAAGAUCCUUGUGCCAAAUUCAAGAAGGGAGGCAAAGAUGGUAAAGAUGGCGGAAAGGAUGGCAAGAAAGAUCCUUGUGCCAAAUUCAAGAAGGGAGGCAAAGAUGGUAAAGAUGGCAAAGAUGGCAAAGACGGUAAAGAUGGCGGAAAAGAUGGCAAGAAAGAUCCUUGUGCCAAAUUCAAGAAAGGAGGCAAAGGUGGUAAGGAUGGCAAAGAUGGUAAAGAUGGCAAAGAUGGCGGAAAAGAUGGCAAGAAAGAUCCUUGUGCUAAAUUCAAGAAAGGAGGCAAAGGUGGUAAAGAUGGUAAAGAUGGCGGUAAGGAUGGAAAGAAGGACGAUCCUUGUGCCAAAUUCAAGAAGGGAGGCAAAGGCGGUAAAGAUGGUAAAGAUGGCGGAAAGGAUGGAAAGAAGGACGAUCCUUGUGCCAAAUUCAAGAAGGGAGGUAAAGGCGGAAAAGACGGUAAAGAUGGUAAAGAUGGCGGAAAGGAUGGAAAGAAGGACGAUCCUUGUGCCAAAUUCAAGAAGGGAGGCAAGGGCGGUAAAGACGGUAAAGAUGGCGGAAAGGAUGGAAAGAAGGACGAUCCUUGUGCCAAAUUCAAGAAGGGUGGCAAAGGCGGUAAAGAUGGUAAAGAUGGCGGAAAGGAUGGAAAGAAGGACGAUCCUUGUGCCAAAUUCAAGAAGGGAGGCAAAGGCGGAAAAGACGGUAAAGAUGGCGGUAAGGAUGGAAAGAAGGACGAUCCUUGUGCCAAAUUCAAGAAGGGAGGCAAAGGCGGUAAAGACGGUAAAGAUGGCGGAAAGGAUGGAAAGAAGGAUGAUCCUUGUGCCAAAUUCAAGAAAGGUGGCAAAGACGGUAAAGAUGCUAAAAAUGGCGGAAAGGACGGCAAGAAGGAAGAUCCUUGCGCUAAAUUUAAGAAGGGUGGUAAAGAUGGAAAAGAUGGUAAGAAGGAUCCCUGCAAAAAGAAAUACUCGACCUAUGCGACUCCCCAAAUUCUGGACAGUUGCUUCCACGAGCAGGAUUCAGCUCCAGUCAAGGUGUUAAAGCCACGUUUCCUGGUCUACUCCACUCUUGUGCGUCGUCACUAUGCCGUUUCGCCCUCAAAAUGGUCAAAAUGCUCAGAGAGCAAUUCAUGUUGCGCAACGGGCAGUGACACUUCCCCGUCUGGACCUCGAUUUUCUGUUUACUCGUGUCUUGUUCGACGUCGUUAUGGCGGCUUGCCGACCAAAACCCAAUUGGCUAACCUAAGCUGCGAUGGACCACAGGUAUCCUUAAGCGGCCUGCGGCUUUACUCCAAAAAAAAGGGAAACGACGAUGGCAAGUGCAGUUCCCUCACACAAAAGUACCCAAAGAACCGACAGAAGCCAGAGAAACCACGAACUGGAUUGCGUGACGAUUGCUUCGGUCGUGACGACUGUCCAAAGAAAUUGUGCAGUGGUAAUUGUGGACCUGUGAACUUCCCACGCAAGAAAUGUGAUCCUGAUGCCAAUAACAAGAAAAAGCAAGCCAAAGCAGCAACCAAGGAGAAAAAAAUGCCAGAGAUCUGUGAAAGGCUAAACAAGAGCAACAGCAAAAAGGAUAAUGGAGAAGGCAGAAAGAAAUAAUUUUAAAACCAGGGGUCUACACGCGAUCACGCUGGAUCUGAAACGAACUUUUAGCACUGGGAAC
Messenger RNA from Drosophila willistoni, 4229 nucleotides. RefSeq lists its product as uncharacterized. The coding region runs from base 53 to 4165 and encodes 1370 amino acids. NCBI's taxonomy places the organism in Eukaryota, Metazoa, Arthropoda, Insecta, Diptera, Drosophilidae. The record is from RefSeq and is a predicted model, not a curated record. The transcript has 2 exons.